AUGCUCUGCUUAUCAUAUCAUUUUUUUAAAAUCAAAGUUUCUAAUGGAAGUGAAGUUGAAUCAUUAGAAACUCAAGUUCAAGCCUGUUUGUUCCUAUUACUAUCUGAUGCAACUAGCACACCUUGCCAGUUUCUUAUAUUUCACCCCCAAGGAGAAUAUGUGAAUAUGCAUCCUCAUACUAAUCUUUAUACUCUUUUCAGUAAUAAUCCUAAUCAAAAUAUUAUUCAUGAACGCUCAUUCUUAGAGUUAUCAUCAUCAGAAGAUUUCUUAUUAUCAUCUUCAUCCUCAGUAUCUUUGGUAGAUAUAUUUACUUCAAGUUCCG
Messenger RNA from Cetraspora pellucida, 322 nucleotides. The record is from the annotation of a GenBank genome assembly. NCBI's taxonomy places the organism in Eukaryota, Fungi, Glomeromycota, Glomeromycetes, Diversisporales, Gigasporaceae.